AUACAGUGGUCAAACAGGAGAAGUUACAGAACAGCAACAUUACGUGCAGGAUCCCAAUAAUAUUUAUCAGCAAACUACUGAACUUUCAGUUGAGACAUUAAAAGAAAACCAUUUCCAGGAGCGGGAUAGCAUUAUAGUACACGAACCAGUGGAAGAUAACGAAAAUUUAGAUUCCGAAACAUAUAAGGGGGAACAAGUGGAGGUAAUUCCGGUAGCAAUGGAACAGUUAGAAGCCGAAAGAAACCACGAUGAAGCGAUGGAAGAGUCUCUGGAAAAUCACCAGCCGGAGGAGGCAUCUUCUGCGCUAGACGUUGCGGACCCGAAACCAACCGAAGAUCCGGCAAACGAUGAGAACAAAAUGGAAGAAGACGAAGAAAUGAAAGAAGAGAGAUUAGAAGAAGAUAACGAACUCGAAGCAGAUAAUCAACAGGAAGGAGAUCAGUCCGAAGAUAAGAAAGAAGAUAAAGUAAAAGCAGAGGAAAAAGAUAAACCUAAAGUGCGCCGCAAAGACGGAGAACCCGCAGAUUUGGAAAUAUGUCGGGUGUGCACUUCUAAGGAAAACUUAUCCAAUAUUUUUGAUUUUGAAUCUUCAAUAAGAAUUUGUGACAUUAUUAUAAAAAUCUGUCCGACCGUUCGGAUAACAGAAAGAGACCAUCUACCGCAUAAAAUUUGUCAAAAAUGCGUAGAAAAAGUUAGAAUCGCGUUUGAUUUCAAGAACACUUGCGAAAACACCGAUAAGGAACUUCGAAAAACAUUGAAGCGUGCUUAUAACAAGAGUCGGAGAACUACGGAUUUUGUAAUCGUAAAUUGCCCUAUGUCAGACGAGGAGGAAAAUGAAGACGAACCGCAGGAUGAUGAUGAAUAUAAAGUUUCUCAGUCGGAAGUCGAGUCAGAACCAGUUACGUCUGACGAUAGCUUUGAGCCAGCGAACAAAAAGAAAAGGACACCGAAAAGACGGGGCCGUAGACCGAAAUCAGAAUCUACUCCAGGAAUUGUAACUGGCGUUAAGCGAAGACGAGGUCGACAACCAGGAUUUAAACUAGCAAGUCCUCCUACUGCAUCGCCAGCAGUCCCUCGUCGCGGUCCAGGUCGCCCUCCAAAAUCAGCCACGAAAGCAAAAUCCCCAGGAAUAGCUAAUGUUGUCUAUAUUGAAGCGCCAGAAGCAAGCUCAUCGGACAGCGAAGAUGAUAAACCGAUUAAACAACGCAAAACUCACGAUUGUACGAAGUGCGACGAAACUUUCAAAACCGGCGUCGAACUAAAGGAGCAUCUUCAGACCCACAAAGGCGACUUAUUCCCCUGUACCAAGUGUGAGAAAACCUUUAAAUCAAAGGUUUAUCUGUCUAAUCACUUGGAACGGCAUGAUCAGGAUGAUAAAAAACGAGCGGAAAAGAUGAAGGCCAAGGAACUCAAGAAGCAACAGCAGCGGCAAAAGGACAUCCAGAAGCGUCGCGAGUCUGAUUCCAAAAAACCAUUGUCCUCAGGGAGUGCAGAAAAGAAGAAAAAACUGGAACAACCCUCGCCGGCCAACAGCGGGAGAGAUCUGUUUAAAUGUGUCGCACCGCUCACUUCCACCUACUGGAGCGACAGUUUUUCGGAUUAAGAAGACCGGACGAUCGAACAGGUACGGCUCCUUCGCUGAUAAGCACUGUGCGUUUGGACAGCAGCGAGCGCUAGGUUUACUUAUACAUGGACCGGAUGUAUAUUUGGGAGAGUGCCAUUUUGAUCGUCUACAGAGAGCAACGCAAGUUUUAUAAAAUUUCAUCUAAAAGUGAUAUUUGCUAGCCGAAAAAAAUCUGGAAAUGGAUUGGAUUAUUACACCC
Sabethes cyaneus is the source of this 1823-nucleotide messenger RNA. Its product is annotated as zinc finger protein CG2199-like. The transcript has a single exon. Gene Ontology annotation, molecular function: zinc ion binding. NCBI's taxonomy places the organism in Eukaryota, Metazoa, Arthropoda, Insecta, Diptera, Culicidae. The coding region runs from base 218 to 1603 and encodes 461 amino acids. Gene Ontology annotation, cellular component: nucleus. The record is from RefSeq and is a predicted model, not a curated record.